AUGUUUUACACAACCGGGCCCUCGUCGAGCAAUGCGAGCCUCGUCUUUCUCCACUCCAAGCGGCUUCUCUACGGCGACAAGGACCUCUUCCGGUUCGCUUGGCUCAACACGUCGACGCCGUACCACUUUAUCCUCGAGCCGCCGGCGUUCGCGGGCGUGUACCGCUGGUGGCUCACCAAGUUUUGCGGCCUCAGCAUCAUCCAGUUCGACAUGUCCGGUCGCAUGACGUUCCUCCACCGCAACAUGGCCAAGCUCAAUGGCGACCCGCGUCAAGUGCCGGUCCUCCGUGAUAUUGCGCGCUUCAACACGACAACGUACAAUGCGAGUGAGCACUACAAGGUCGAGUGCAAGGGCCGACAGCUCGGCGGCAAGCUCUGCUGGGGCUUCAAGUGGCCUUUUGUCCCUUAUGAUGUGACACCGAUGGGCGACGACCACCGGAUUCGGCGCGUCGAAGCCCAAGUGCUGCGGUUUGCGAUCGACGCCGGCACGCUCGGGCGGCUGCACCAUCUGUACGACAACGACCCGCCGAGCGGGUGGUACCAGCUCGACUUGGUCCUCGGGCUUGGCACGCUCUCGGUUGUCGCGUCGUUUGCGUACCGCUGGGUCGGGUGUCGCCGGCCGCUGGGGCCCAUCGCGCCAUCGGCCGCGGCCAUGGAGGCCUUCCGCGCCGUCAAGAUGAAGCGCCAGUUCCGCUACGUCUUCUUCCGCAUCGACGGCGCGUCGAUCGAGGUCGACAAGUCGGCGCCACCGGCCGCGACGGCCGCGGACCUCUGCGUGGCGCUGCCGCAUGCCGACUGCCGAUAUGUCAUCUACGACCACGAGGCGACGCUGCCCGAUGGGCGCAAGACGUCGAAGCUCUACUUUAUUCUCUGGGCGCCGGCGACCUCCAACCCGCAGGCCAAGAUGGCGUAUUCGUACGCCAAGGGCAACUUCCGCGGCCAAUGCGACGGCUGCUUUGACUUGAACGCGAGCUCAGCGCGCGACGUGGAGUUGGGCGUGGGUCUCGUCUCGGCCGACGACGACGACUCGGAGAGCGACUUUGAGUAG
Molecule: messenger RNA, 1047 nt
Organism: Saprolegnia diclina VS20
Lineage: Eukaryota; Oomycota; Saprolegniomycetes; Saprolegniales; Saprolegniaceae
Exons: 2
Coding region: 1-1047 (348 amino acids)
Biological process (GO): mannan biosynthetic process
Cellular component (GO): Golgi apparatus
Molecular function (GO): actin binding; alpha-1,2-mannosyltransferase activity
Source: RefSeq, a predicted model, not a curated record